This is a messenger RNA of Cucurbita pepo subsp. pepo (vegetable marrow), 896 nucleotides long. Its product is annotated as OVARIAN TUMOR DOMAIN-containing deubiquitinating enzyme 4. Gene Ontology annotation, molecular function: cysteine-type deubiquitinase activity. Lineage: Eukaryota; Viridiplantae; Streptophyta; Magnoliopsida; Cucurbitales; Cucurbitaceae. Gene Ontology annotation, cellular component: cytosol; nucleus. Gene Ontology annotation, biological process: endoplasmic reticulum unfolded protein response; ERAD pathway; protein deubiquitination. The record is from RefSeq and is a predicted model, not a curated record.
AUCGGAGCGACUUUGUUCAAGCGUGUUUUUGUAUGGUGUUCUGUACUUGAAAACCUAGAUUUUGGUUAUGCGAACGCCGGAAAAUUCCAUUGCUCAGUUUCAAAGAAUCCGUUUAGGAAAUGAUUGAUUGAAGCUUCUAUGUUUAGUUUUUUGAUCCUGCAAUAAGCAAUAUACUAAACUAUCGGAACUCUCUGUUUCUACUGCUUCACGUUUUUAAUGAUUCACGGAGGCAUAGCUGGUGAUGGAAGAUGUUUGUUUCGAUCAGUGGUUCACGGUGCUUGUCUCAGAUCUGGCAAGCCAGCUCCAAACGAGGAUCUCGAAAAAGAGCUUGCAGACGAGCUUAGAGAGAACGUUGCAAAUGAGUUGAUGAAGAGGCGAUUGGACACCGAGCGGUUUAUUGAAGGUGACUUUGGCCAGUAUGUUAGAUGCAUGCGCCAACCACACGUUUGGGGAGGAGAACCUGAGUUACUUAUGUCUUCACACGUCCUACGGAUGCCAAUCUCGGUCUACAUUUGGGACAUGAAGUCAGCAAAUCUGAAGCUCAUAGCUGAGUAUGGGCAGGAGUACAGUAAAGAGAAUCCUAUUCGCGUCCUUUUUCACAGCUACGGGCAUUAUGAUUUACUGAAGGCUCCAUGAAAUUAAAAGCAGUGCAUAGACAUGGAGAACUCUACAUAGAAACUUGCUGAAAGAGAGAGCAAGCAGGUUUGAUGAUACACUCAAAUAUAUAUAUAUGCACACACAGAGUUAGAGAUUAUUUUGCUUGUGGUAAUAUUUUGGUCUUCAUACUUUUAUUUCGUACAACUCAUGUCUGUAAUAAUUAAGUUUUCGGCUUAAAAUUUUUGCUGUAGUAUAUCACCUUACAAACAGAUAUAUAAUACCGAUUUUCCAAGGUAAAA